GUUGGACUUUGAUUUGACGCGAAGAAAGAGAAAUCAGAGAGGAUUAACUAUAACGAUACUCUGAUUAUACAAUCAGUAUACAAUAUCCGAUAUGGCCCCCUGGGAGGAAUUUGACGUCACGUUCUCUUUCAAGCGCGAUUCCAGCUACGAUCCAAAAACAUAUGACCAAAUCAUCGCUAACAGACAGGCUCUCGAGAACGUCCUUUUCGUUGACAGGCUCCUCAAAGCUCUGAAUAUUGAUGCCGCUUCGCGAGUGUACCCCCCAAGAACCAACCAAGCCCUCCGCGCGCUCUACGCACAAAUUGUCUCCUCAUCCUCGCCAAAUCACCACAAGCAGGCGUUGAUAUAUUACAUUCUCAGAGACCUUCGAAGCACAAGCGGUGGUGAUGCCAGUCUACUGUUCGCGCGACGAUGCUAUCUACCAGAGAAAUACAGACUAUUCAUCGAGGGACUGUGGCAUCUGGAUAGAUUGGAGUUUAGGAGAGCACUAGAAUACCUAACGGAGCCCUCCCUACUCCCUACUUUCCCUGAUGAAAUACUCUACACACUCGCAACCCACUCGAAACAAAGGCAGCAGCAACAACACCGCAACGAAAACGAUGACGGCAGUCUCGCAACAGCAUACUAUCUCACCGCCUCCCCACCCUUGGCCUCUCCGAAAGCUCUAAACGCCUACUUCGCCCUCCUCUGCCGUACCCACAUCACAGAAUCCUUCUACUUCGCCCGCAAACAACCCUCCCCAUCCUCCCAUCGCGACCUUCUCGAACAACUCAUUGUCUUCGUCCUAUCCACCACCAAACCGGGUGAAACCCGCGCCAAGCGCGCAAUGGAGCUUAUCAACCUCCCAUUCAGCGCGGAGGAGGAACGGUGGUUCGAGGAUUGUUUGUUGACGGGGAAGGCGAGGCAUUUACCGGGGGCGAAGGAUACGGUUAUGAUGCGCCGGGUGGCGACGGGGCGAUUGCAGGAUUUGAAUGCAGGAGGCUUAGAGGCGCUGGGCGGGAGGAAGAUUGAGGGAUUGAAUUGGGACGAUUUGAAGAAGAAUUUGAGAGCGAGUUCGUCGGCGCUUGGAGGUUCUGCGGGGGUCGGGUAUUAAUUGACACGGCAUGUAAUGACUGGUAGCUGUAUUUUAGCCUAGCAUUUUAGCGGCGCAAGGGAUGGGUUUGGCGAAUUGAUGCUCUUUUUAAUUUCAUUUGAACAAGAAAGGCCCUUCAGUAUUGAUGCUUUUAUUAGAUGCCUGUUCCAAGUAUAUUGUCUUGGAUUCGCUGGAAUUGAUGGUAUUGCUGUUUUUUCUGUGAAACCUUGCAGUAACGUUAACUUUUAAAAUGAUUUUAUAGAUCAAUCAUUUUUACUAUAAUCAAGUCAUUUGAUUACCCAA
This is a messenger RNA of Blastomyces dermatitidis ER-3, 1375 nucleotides long. RefSeq lists its product as uncharacterized. The transcript has 3 exons. The record is from RefSeq and is a predicted model, not a curated record. Lineage: Eukaryota; Fungi; Ascomycota; Eurotiomycetes; Onygenales; Ajellomycetaceae. Bases 92 to 1093 code for a protein of 333 amino acids.